This is a messenger RNA of Pararge aegeria (speckled wood butterfly), 1826 nucleotides long. RefSeq names its product retinaldehyde-binding protein 1-like. The transcript has 7 exons. Bases 78 to 1091 code for a protein of 337 amino acids. Gene Ontology annotation, molecular function: phosphatidylinositol bisphosphate binding. Lineage: Eukaryota; Metazoa; Arthropoda; Insecta; Lepidoptera; Nymphalidae. Gene Ontology annotation, cellular component: membrane. The record is from RefSeq and is a predicted model, not a curated record.
UGCACAGUGUAGGCCGGCUCGUGGUGAAGUGUACACGUUUUUUGAUACAAGUUUCGGUGGCAAAUUUCGACACAACCAUGUCACGAAGGCUAACGAAGCGGUAUCUGAUACCAGCCGACGAAUACAAGUCCCCGCUGUCAGAAGAAACUCAAGCGAUUGCGGAAGCUGAACUCAGGGAAACAGAAAGUUCAAGAUGUCAAGCUCUUGAUGCCUUAAGGAAAUGGAUGGAACAGAAUCCUAAGUUUCUGGCUGUCAGAAUGGACUCUACUUACCUACUUCGUUACCUCAGGACUAAAAAGUUCAGCGUUCCAAUGGCACAAGAGGCUAUUGAGCGCUACAUUCUACUCCGGCAAUCCUGGGGUAUUGCAUUCAACCAGCUCGACUAUAUGCUGCCCGUUAUGACAGAGAUCAUUGACCUAGGAUACAUAUUUGUGAGCCCUUACAAAGACAAACUGGGCCGACGCGUCGUUAUAUACAGACCUGGUGUCUUCGAUCCGUAUAAGUACACAAAUCAGGAUAUGUGUCGAGUCAUGGCCAUGUGCUACGAGACCCUGAUGGAGGAUGAAGAGACUCAAGUCCGAGGAUUGGUGCACUACGCAGACGGUUCAGGAGUCAGCUUCCCACACCUUACACUCUUCACACCGAAGGAGGCCGUGAGAAUAGUUAAAAAUGGGGAGCGCACAAUCCCACUGAGACAUAAAGAAAUCUACGGGGUGAACGUACACCCCACUAUAAAGUUCGCGCUAGACUUUGGCAUGGGUCUCAUCUCAGAGAAGAUAAGGAAACGUGUGAAACUGUAUACGUCAAUAGAAGACGUUGAAAUCGACAAGAAACUAUUGCCGCAGGAAUACGGUGGAGUGAUGCCCAUGAAGGAGAUGAUACAACUAUGGAAAGCUGAAAUGGCAGCGAAAAGGGAUAUUCUACUGCUAAACGACAAAAUUUCGGUUCGGUUGGAAAUGUAUAGUGAAGCUGCCCGAGAAGGCGCUAUCUCAGCGUUGCGUGCUGGCGCUAACACUUGCGCAGGCGCAGAUGCUGUGGGCGACGCUAUGCGAGGACUGACUGGCAACUUCAGAAAACUAGAGGUCGACUGAUGCGUUAAUACGUUGAACACUUAGGAUUUACAGUUUAGCGAUAGAUUCAUUAGACAAUAAUUAGGUUUAAACCAUCUUAUAAUAAUAUCAUAAAAAGAACGCCCAAUAAGGUGAUAGGGUGGGGUAAUCUCAAAUUCCACCAAAAUCGGCAGUACAAAAUUUUAAAAAUCGCAACUGAUUAUGAACAUGUUUGGAAUUCAGUCAUAAACUUUGGUGUCAUAUAAGAUGAAGAAAUAUUGUAAAAAUAAUCUAUCUCAGAACCUCCCACUUGAGACAUCACUCACGACUGCGUCAGAAAAGUCAACACUGUCAGGUUUCAUUAUAACAAAGAAAUGACUUCCACUGUUACAUACAUAGGAUUAGAGGCUCCUCUGUUAGGAUUUCCAAAAACAGUCAUGCGCCGUUGGUUUUAGUUUCUUCAUCAUCAUCAUCAUCUCAACCGAUGAAGGUACAAUUACAGCUGGGGUUUUUUUGUAGGGAUAGCAGCACCAGAUUCGGUAUGGAGCCGCCUGUUUUCAGCGGCUAUUUUAGUUAACUCAUCAGUUUUGUAGUAUUUCAAUGAAAGUAUUCUAAUUUUAAGACUUGUGAUAAUAAUGUUUAUGUUAUAAGGGCCAGUUUUCCUAUCGCCGAAUAAUAUUCGUAAAAUAUAUUCCUCGUUAUUUAGCGAUCGAAAAAUCUGCCUGUAAUUGUAAAAGCUCUCCAUAGUUUUAAAUAAUAAAUAUCUUACCUAAUCAA